UGGAUUGUGUGCAUUUUGGUUGCUGAUUCGUUGUUGUUCGUCGCUCUCUAUGAACAGUGCUUUGCAUGGCAGGCCUUCAUCGUUGGCUUUUUCCGCGACUCAAUCACCGCAAAAUUCACACGACAUCAAGGAAAAUAAAUAUGAAUUCUCCUGACCUGCCUGAACUUUUUCAGCCGCCAGUCAACCGGUCUAUGCAAAAUCUGGACAAGUCAUUCUUUCGCAAAGUCGUUCCUCUGGCUGCUGCAAGUGUGUCGGAUCUCAAGCAGAUCACAAAUGUGCGAAAAGAACUCGAGAAAUCGGGGGAUAUGCUCAAAAUACAUCCCAUCAAACCUCUUCGAGACGACGAGACCAAGCUAGGCGCGAAGUGUUUCCUCCUGGCGCCACAGAUCAAUGCCCACGAGCCAAAGACAUGGUCGCCUACUAUCGCUAAAUUAGUGGAGAUCAAACUGGCCAAGUUGAGAACAUACGAUUUGACCAUAACAUAUGACGAUUGGACGAUGCACAACAUACUUGAAGCCAUACUUCCCGAGAUUCCAGAUGAAGAGAAGGAAACUCCGGCAGGCUUCGCGCAAGUUGGCCACGUUGCUCAUGUCAACUUGCGCACACCUUAUUUGCCCUACAAAUACUUGAUCGGACAGGUGCUACUGGACAAAAACCCGACCAUUAGCACUGUCAUCAACAAAACUUUCGAUGUUGGCGCCGAAUCAGUCUUCCGAACCUUUCCCUAUGAAGUCCUUGCCGGACCAGACAAUCUAGAUGUGGUCGUUCACGAAUCAGGCUGCGAGUUCAGAUUCAACUUCGGCAAGGUUUACUGGAACUCUCGCCUUGGAACCGAGCAUGCACGGCUCUUCGAAACAUUCCAAGAGGGAGAAGCGGUAUGUGACAUUAUGGCCGGGGUAGGACCUUUUGCCAUACCUGCAGGUAAGCGCAAGGUCUUUGUCAGAGCAAACGACCUCAACCCCGAUUCCUAUGCAAGUCUACAAGAUGCCAUCUUGCGCAACAAAGUCAAUGAGUUUGUAACAGCAUCCUGUGAGGACGGGAGAGACUUCAUCCGCAAAGCAACGCUGGAGUUGGCACACACUCCACGGAAAGUCUUGCUCAAGCCCAAACCCAAAGUAUCGAGAAAUGCGAAUGAGGAGGAGAAGAAAGCACGCGAAGAAGCCGCUAAAAAGUCCGAAAGAACACUGGUAGAGCCAAGUGCAUUUUCUCACUAUGUGAUGAACCUGCCUGCGAGCGCCAUCGAAUUCCUUGACGCCUUCAAGGGCGUCUAUCACGGCCGCGAGCUCGAGUUCGUACCGCACACCCCACAAAAGCUGCCGUUCAUCCACCUCUAUUUGUUCCAAGCCAAACACCCCACGGACGAGCAGGAGCACCAAGAGGUCUGCGAACGCAUUUCCGACCACAUUGGCACUGAAGUUAGAAUGGGCGACCCGAAACUGGAAAUGGAGAUCCGGUAUGUGCGACUUGUUGCACCAAAGAAGAAGAUGUUCUGUGCCAGCUUUCGACUGCCAGCAAGUGUCGCAUUUUGUGCGCCCUAGCUUGGUCGACUCUCCGGCCGACAAUGUGAGGCCUGUCUUCAUCAACGUCGACGAUUGAUAAUUGAUGCUGCGUAACACAGCAUGUCUAAGAGUUCGAGGAGCCUACUUGAACGUGCACAAGGUGGAUGGGUUCGGAGUCCUCAUGUGUGCGGUGCAAUUUCAAUAGGCUCCUGCGGAAUCGCCUGACUCGUAGUAUGGCAUGUGCACAUCCAGAAGGUGGUUGCCGCGUCAGGUAGCAGAAGCGCAGGGGCCAGACACGACGUUGUUGUCGCAAGCACGGCAAGGGCUGCGCACCGGGAUAUGACCGGCCAGAUCCAAACGCUUGUCACGAUCGAGGCUUGCGAGCUCCGUCUUCACCGAAUAGUAUGGACCUGCUUGAAGCGGGCUUUCAUAUGAGCAGGAGACCUCUUUUCAGGAUGUGAGGUCGGCCUCAAGUCUAGCGCUGGAGACUCCUUCCUCAUGUUCGUCGAUGUCUGACAAGAGUCAACUGGAGGACGUCAGAAUACUCUGUGGUAGACCACGCCUGCAUGAUCAAUGCACAUUGGGGUUCCAGGUCGAAAAGGCAUCAAAACUACUCCAAGAUUCAGGCACCGUAUCAAUUCAGUCAAUUCACCUAACGAUCUCGUGGGUUAUACCAUGCUCCAAGUCCGACCGCUCAUGACCCCCGUUCACAUCACAGCACAUUUGCAACAUGUGACGGUGUAAUCCCCAGCAGUAUAAUUCGGAUCCCAGCUGUCAACCUCCCAUCUAUCAGAUCCUCUCCCGGCGCUCGAAGAACUGUACAAGUACAAGUCCUCUAUAUCCGUUCCCGCGAUUCCGCGUUCUUCAACACGUGCUUCAGCUUCAUCUUUCCGGACAGCAGAAGCGACGACUGCAGGCUCAGGCUUCGUGACGGCGGUCAUUGUAUUCGGCGUCUUGUACUGUGACUGAGCGACUCCUUCGCCUUUUGACUCUGACUCUGGAUCAUCCGACAUGAUGGCGUCUGAUCUUGAUCUGGUUAGCUAGGUACACGACGCAGGUGGAGAUGUACAACUCACUGCGCUUGUUGCGGUAUAGGCUAUAGCCGAUGAUGUUUCUAGCUGUGUUUUUCUCGAAUCGUGAGGUUCUGUUUCCCUCAGAAGCUGCUGUCCUGCAAUUCUUUCCUUGUUUGUUGUUUCGAAGCGAAACCAGUCGAAAAUUCAAG
Exophiala xenobiotica is the source of this 2721-nucleotide messenger RNA. RefSeq lists its product as uncharacterized. Gene Ontology annotation, cellular component: cytoplasm; mitochondrial matrix. Gene Ontology annotation, biological process: mitochondrial tRNA methylation; tRNA N1-guanine methylation. Bases 66 to 1538 code for a protein of 490 amino acids. The record is from RefSeq and is a predicted model, not a curated record. NCBI's taxonomy places the organism in Eukaryota, Fungi, Ascomycota, Eurotiomycetes, Chaetothyriales, Herpotrichiellaceae. The transcript is spliced from 4 exons.